GGAGGAAAUGCAUCAUCUCUUCAGACUCUCCAUCCAAAACCGCAGGACUCUCAACUCUACAUUAUUAUUUCUGCUUUCCACAGAUCAAACCACUGGAGCUCAGUGCAGACUGGGAUUAUUAUGGCUCAAUGGAUGCAAUAUACAUUAUUUCUGACUGCUUUUCUGCGAGUCUGGUCAGCUCCACAGACGAGCAGAAGACGAGAGUUCACCGAGGCUCAGACAUACCUGAGGCGGUUUGGAUAUCUAGAUACUCCACUGAACCCAGAAGCUCAGAGAGACUCCAGUGAGUGGGAUAUGAAAGUGGCUGUCAGUCUCUUUCAGAGGGUUUCAGGUCUGCCCGUCACUGGAAAUUUGGACACAGCGACUGUUUUUAAAAUGAGGGAGCCACGCUGUGGUGUUGAAGACCCGUUCAACCAGAAGUCUUUCAAAUACAGGCGGUUUGGUGGAUACUGGAGAAAGAAAAACUUAACAUAUCGAAUUUACAACUAUACACCAGAUAUGGGUAAAUCUGCAACGCAGACGGCGAUACGCACAGCCUUUAAGUACUGGAGUGACGUGACCCCGCUCAGCUUUACAGAGAUUCACUUCGGCACUGCUGAUAUCAGGAUCUCCUUUCACAAGAGAGAUGGCUGCCCGUCGCCGUUCGAUGGGCCCGGUCAUGUUCUCGCUCACGCCGAAGCUCCUCCUUCAGGAAUAGUUCACUUUGAUGAAGACGAGUUCUGGACUGAAGGGAAGUAUUAUGGCUCUAAUCUGCGUAUCGUUGCGGCUCAUGAGAUCGGUCACGCUCUGGGUUUGGGUCACUCUCAGUACAGCAGCGCACUGAUGGCAGCGCACUACACCGGCUACCAGGUCAACUUCAGACUGCACAGCGACGACAUCAGAGGAAUCCAAGCAAUUUAUGGUAAAAGGGUCUCCAGUACGACUACUGCUGAUGAUGUCUAUGAUGUGACAUAUCCCACAAUGAUGGCCCCGUUCCCUAGAGGUGAUGUUCUGGAUCCAUGCAACGCCAAACUUGAUGCUAUAAUGCUGGGUCCCUGGCGUAAAACGUAUGCGUUCAGUGGGGAUUAUGUGUGGACGGUUACAGACACAGGUCAUAACUCUCCAGUGAAAAUAAAUCUGCUCUGGAAGGGGCUGCCGGGAAACCUGAAUGCAGCGGUUUACUCCCCCAGAACCAACAAGACGUACUUCUUUAAAGGUGAAAAGGUCUGGAGGUACACAAAUUACCGUCUUGAUUAUCGAUAUCCCAAACCACUGAAAAGAAUCCCGGCCAACAUCGACGCUGCUUUGUACCAUGAGAAGAACAAGAAAAUUUUCUUUUUUAAGGGCUCAGGCUAUUGGCAAUGGGACGAAAUGGUUUACAAUGACCUCAGCGUUUACCCCAAGCCCAUUUCACGCCUGUUCACUGGCAUCCCGUCCAAUCCCGAUGCAGCGUUCACGUGGACCAAUGGGAAAAUGUAUUUCUUCAAAGGUGACAAGUACUGGCGCGUCAGUGAGCAGUUCACUGUUGAUUCUGGAUAUCCGCUCAGUAAACGUGUCCGCUGGAUGAGGUGCAACUAAUUUACUCAACGUUUCCCUAAAAACUCAGUGAAUGUUUCACGCUACAGUAUAAGGCCCUCAGUUUCACACUACGGCUACUUAAAUCUGUGGGUAUGAAGUGAAACGAUUGGUAAAUACAGAUGCUAUUUCCUGUGAAAUUCAAUGCCACAAAUCGAAAAUAUUAGUCAUUAUGGUGCAAAUGUAAUUGGGAAAAGACAAGGGGCCUCAUUUCUAAAGUGUGUGUGUAUGCUCAGAUUGGAUCAAAUGCUGUGUUCACACCAGACGCGGCACGCACUAUUCGUGCGUGAGCAUUUUGAGUUUAUUCGCAUCAUUCGCACGUCAAAUUCGCUUAACAAUAGGGUUGGGCCGAUAGACGAUGCCAUUGUCCAUCACCGAUGGCUGAUAGACACCAUGAUCUUGAGCCGCCUCCGCCCCGCCGCAAAUCCACUUGCAAAAAAUACACAGUUAGGCCCCGUUUACACGAUCACGUCUUAGUUUUUAAAUGCCAUUUCAGAGCGAAAACGAUCCACAUCCACUCUGGCGUUUCACCUGGCAUUUCUAAACAGCUCUCCGUCCACACUACCGAUGAAAACACACAUUACAUGACCACACACACACACAUGUCAUGUGCGGGUCCAGGCAGUCAGUGGGUCAGUACACUGCUUUAAUCUUUCGCUUUCAUGCUUGUACUUAGUAAUUUUAGCGAAAAACUCUUGGCACCUUCUGCACCAAUCAAGUUUGUCGACGCCAUUAUAACGACACAGAUCACUCUGCUUAUUCAUGCCAGAAAGUUAUUGGCAGGUGGUCAUUUGUGUGUAACUUCUCUUUAUUAUGAUUAUGAACGCACCAACACAGGUUUUUGUGCACGCAUUCGUUUUCCCUCAAUCGCACUUGCGCAUUUUCGCAAAAAGACAUGAGAACAAAUUAAGAACACUUUCUGUGCGACAUUUUAUAAAUGAGGCCUCUGGGUAGGAAGGUUUUUCUCUCUAUAAUAACAUUGUUAUUUAUUAUUUUAAAGAGUUACUUAUAGUAGCUUUAUUUUAUUGCGUUUUUGUUGGUGCUUCCAUUCAUUUGACGAAGAUACCGAAGUCUGUUGGUCAGCAUGUUAAAUCUGAAUUCAUUUACUUAACGCACCAUGAAAUGAAUC
Messenger RNA from Danio aesculapii, 2683 nucleotides. RefSeq names its product matrix metallopeptidase 19 (gene mmp19). Gene Ontology annotation, cellular component: extracellular matrix. The transcript is spliced from 9 exons. The record is from RefSeq and is a predicted model, not a curated record. Bases 121 to 1557 code for a protein of 478 amino acids. NCBI's taxonomy places the organism in Eukaryota, Metazoa, Chordata, Actinopteri, Cypriniformes, Danionidae. Gene Ontology annotation, molecular function: zinc ion binding; metalloendopeptidase activity. Gene Ontology annotation, biological process: extracellular matrix organization; collagen catabolic process; proteolysis.